AUGGGGUUUGUUGAAAAGACGAAGGAGCUGUGGGAAUUGUUUUAUGAGAAAUACUUAGUGAUGACUGUUGUUAUCACCGUAUUCCUUUUAACGGGUACGGCCACAACUAUUUUGUCGAAGACUGCGUAUCAAUUAGAAGGUGAAGGUGUUGAUGGGGAUAUCCACAAAUUUGAGAAACCCUUGUUUUUGAAUUGGGCGAUGUUUUUAGGGAUGACGUUAUGUCUCUUUAUCUAUUUCUUCCAGUUCUACGUUCUCCCUUUAUUCAAGAAAACUGAGACUAAGAAGGAGUCGAUGAAUUGGAAGGGAUAUUUAUUAAUGUUAAUUCCGGCAUUUUGCGACUUUUUGGCGACUUAUUUGAUGAACUUUGGACUCAUUUGGGUCUCCUCGAGUAUCUUCCAAAUGAUGAGAGGGUCGAUCAUAGUGUUCACUGCUAUUUUGGCUGUUUUCUAUCGGAAGCAGAAGAUGUACAUGUUUGAGAUUAUAGGCGUCCUUAUCAUCGUCGUGUCUCUCUGUCUUAUUGGAACAGCUGCGUUUUGUCCCGGUGCACAACCAGACACAAGUUCGAACUCUUCAAGUUCAGGAAGUAAUGACACAUAUGAUUGGUACUUCACAUUGAUUGGUAUUGUACUGAUCUUGGCUGCGCAGUUCUUACAAGCCUUCCAGACUAUAUUAGAAGAACAGUUCUUGCAUGAUAUUAAAGCUCCAGUUACUUUCAUAGUUGGGCUUGAAGGAUUAUAUGGACUGAUUAUAUGUUCUAUUAUGAUGCCUAUUAUGGGGAUGUCUUGGGUGCCCGAAGUCAUUGCAGAAGACACUAAAGACACCUUCGUUAUGUUAGGUAACACACUCUCUUUAUCGUUAAUCACUGUCGGAUAUGUCAUCUCUAUUUUAAUGUUCAACUACUCUGGAAUGAUGAUUACAGACUAUGUCAAUGCAAUGGUCAGAAAUGUGAUGGAACCAAUGAGAAUGAUUACCAUUUGGAUCUGUUCCGUGUUCUUGUAUUAUGUCGUCGACCCAAAAAUUGGAGAGAAGGUCGGUUGGUUCACUUUCAUCGAAGUCUUUGGUUUCAUCUUUUUGACGGGAGGCUUCUUGUUAUACACACGUGUCAUUAAGAUCCAAAAAUUAUUCAAAUAUCCUCCACCAGAGCCAGAAAAGGAAGAAGGAAAAGACGACGAAGUACCCAAAGGUGAUGAGGAGAGUCCAGAAUAUGAUGAAAAGGAGCCACUGAUUUGA
This is a messenger RNA of Entamoeba invadens IP1, 1230 nucleotides long. RefSeq lists its product as hypothetical. Gene Ontology annotation, cellular component: membrane. The transcript has a single exon. NCBI's taxonomy places the organism in Eukaryota, Evosea, Mastigamoebida, Endamoebidae. Bases 1 to 1230 code for a protein of 409 amino acids. The record is from RefSeq and is a predicted model, not a curated record.